This is a messenger RNA of Fraxinus pennsylvanica, 675 nucleotides long. NCBI's taxonomy places the organism in Eukaryota, Viridiplantae, Streptophyta, Magnoliopsida, Lamiales, Oleaceae. The record is from the annotation of a GenBank genome assembly.
AUGAAGGUAGAAGGAACUCAUAGUGUUUAUAUUGGAAGUAGACCUAAUGAGAGGCUUUGCUGUUCCAAAAAGAGUGAAAUAAACUUGCAUUUUGCUGACAAAAGAGAAUCUACUGAUGCUAGCCUACAAGAUCGAAGUGGUGGUCUUUUCAGCUCCGAAGGUGGCAUUGGAAAGAGCAGACUUAAAGGAGGAUGCUCUUCUUUAUCCUUAUCGUGGCAAAAUGAAAUGUUGCCAAUAGUUUUGAUCAUCAAGAGGCACAAAAUUAAGUUCAAAGUGAAGUAUCGAGAUAUCAAGGAUGCAGAUGAUGAUGCAAGAAAUCUGGAGGUUAUCUAUGAUAAGUUUACAGAGGAAAGUACAAGGUUUGGUUUCAUUACAAUGUGUACCGCAGAGGACGCUCCAAGUGUUGCUCAACAGUUCAAUGGAUAUGAAUUUGAAGGCAGACAACUAAGAGUGAAUGGUGGACCUCCACUUCGAGGGAAAAUUCUUCAUUCGGAGGACCGAGGGGAGGACGGGAGACAAGUUUUGAUAAUAAAAACAGAGUUUAUGUGGGAAACCUUUCAUGGGAUGUUGAGAAUUUUCAUCUUCAAACCUUCUUUAGUGAGCAACGAAAGGUUAUGGAUGCCAAGGUGGUUUAUGACGGAGAGAGUGGUAGAUCAACGGGUUUCGGGUUCAUGA